UCUUACCUAAUAUCAUAACUUUGUUAACACUUUUGGAUGCUCUCUUCCAUGGAGGGAUGCCAGAAGAGGCUCAUGAAGUAGUUGAGGCCAAAGUUAAAUAUGGUAUGGAGCUGAGCAAAAUAACUUGCAGUAUGCUAAUUGAUGAUUAUUGUUUUCGUGGCAAAAUGGAUAAGGCAAAGAAGGUCAUUGAUUUAAUGGUGAUAAAAGAUAAUGUCCCUGAUAUUGCUUCUUGCUACAAAUCCUUGGUCAACGGCUAUAUGCAAGCUAAAAGGAUAGGUGAAGCUUUGAGGCUCGUUGAGGAAAUGAUCGAACAAGGGGUGAUGCUUGAUGUGGAAACCCUAAAAGCUUUGAGAGGUUUGCGUCCUAAAAAGGAAUAGGAGGGCCGUGUAGCGGAAUAGAAUGGAUGUUACCAAUCCAAAUAUCCAGACCCGCUUUCCAUUGACGUUUGCUGUUCAAACUGCAGCUUCUCACUCACUUAUUCAAUUUAUUGGUUUGUCUUCUAAGGGCCUGUUUGGGAGUGCUUCUGAAAGGGCCAAAAGCGCUUUCUAAUAACUAAAAACGCUUC
Messenger RNA from Prunus avium (sweet cherry), 565 nucleotides. The record is from RefSeq and is a predicted model, not a curated record. NCBI's taxonomy places the organism in Eukaryota, Viridiplantae, Streptophyta, Magnoliopsida, Rosales, Rosaceae.